AUGGAGGGAUGCUGGGGAUUGGAGGUGACCAAUGGCUCAAAGAGCAGCUUGGAGUUCAACCCGAUGAAGGACUACAUGAUCCUGAGCAAUGCCCAGAAGAUAGCUGUGGCGGUGCUGUGUACCCUGCUGGGCCUGCUAAGUGCCCUGGAGAACUUGGCAGUGCUGUAUCUUAUCCUGUCCUCCCAGCGGCUCCGCAGGAAGCCCUCAUACCUGUUCAUCGGCAGCUUGGCUGCAGCCGACUUCCUGGCCAGUGUGAUCUUUGCCUGCAACUUCGUCAUUUUCCAUGUCUUCCAUGGUGUUGACUCCAAGGCUGUCUUCCUGUUGAAGAUUGGCAGUGUGACCAUGACCUUCACAGCCUCUGUGGGGAGCCUGCUGCUGACUGCUGUUGAUAGAUAUCUAUGUCUGUGCUACCCACCUACGUACAAAGCUCUCGUCACCCGUGGGAGGGCACUGGUGGCCCUUUGUGUCAUGUGGGUCUUCUCAGCAUUGAUCUCCUACCUGCCACUCAUGGGAUGGACUUGCUGUCCUAGCCCUUGCUCUGAGCUUUUCCCUCUCAUCCCCAAUGACUAUCUCCUGGGCUGGCUCCUACUCAUUACCAUCCUCUUCGUUGGCAUCAUCUAUACCUAUGGCUAUGUUCUCUGGAAAGCCCACCAGCAUGUAGCCAGCUUGGCAGAGCAUCAGGACAGGCAGGUGCCUGGGAUAGCUCGGAUGCGGCUAGAUGUGAGGUUGGCCAAGACUCUGGGGCUGGUUCUGGCUGUUCUGCUCAUAUGCUGGUUCCCUGCAUUGGCUCUUAUGGGCCACAGCCUGGUCACCACACUGAGUGACCAGGUCAAGGAGGCCUUUGCCUUCUGUUCCAUGCUGUGCCUGGUUAACUCUAUGGUCAACCCUAUCAUUUAUGCCCUGCGAAGUGGAGAGAUCCGCUCUGCUGCCCAGCACUGCCUGGUAGGCUGGAAGAAGUAUCUACCGGGCCUCGGGCCUGAGGGAAAGGAAGAAGCGCCAAGGUCCUCAGUUACGGAGACAGAGGCUGAUGUGAAAACCACCGCAGUGCCUGGUUCCAGAAGUCCGGGCUGCUCCAAUUGCUGA
Messenger RNA from Onychomys torridus (southern grasshopper mouse), 1083 nucleotides. It is a transcript of the gene Cnr2, whose product is annotated as cannabinoid receptor 2. Gene Ontology annotation, cellular component: membrane. The coding region runs from base 1 to 1083 and encodes 360 amino acids. Gene Ontology annotation, molecular function: cannabinoid receptor activity. Gene Ontology annotation, biological process: cannabinoid signaling pathway. The record is from RefSeq and is a predicted model, not a curated record. The transcript has a single exon. NCBI's taxonomy places the organism in Eukaryota, Metazoa, Chordata, Mammalia, Rodentia, Cricetidae.